Messenger RNA from Somion occarium, 1317 nucleotides. NCBI's taxonomy places the organism in Eukaryota, Fungi, Basidiomycota, Agaricomycetes, Polyporales, Cerrenaceae. The record is from the annotation of a GenBank genome assembly.
CUGGUCCGAAAAUGAGUUUAUCAGCUUGUCCGCUUCGCUGACGGUUUUCGUGUUUUUCUGGGGGUUGUCCCGUCGCAUAGACUUUUUGACCCUCGUUUCUUUGCAUAGAACUCCCCACGGAAUAUGGUAAAAUCUCCUAAACCCUUCUCGCUACCGUGAAUAAUUUGCAGUACAUCUGAUCAGCAAAUCUUGCCACUCGCUCCUAAAUCAUUUGUGCCAUUGAUCGUCGCAUACAAAACCCCUCUCCUGAAGCUUGUGCAACGCUGCCGGACUUCCCAAUCUCUGCGCCAGUGUGUGGCCUGUGUUGACGACAAACGACGUCUCUCUCAAGUCUUGCAGUAAUGUCGCCCGUCGCGUCGCCAGAGUACGUACCCAAUAUGGGCCAGUGCGACUUCAUGAUUCCUCCAUGCGACAUCAGCUUCCUUUAUCCUGACAAGGAACCAGGCGACGUCACAGUCUCGCUUUGGGUCAAGUAUGUCGACGAGCCCGUCGAACCCACUGCACGCCACUGGGCGAUAGUUUGGGAUGUUCCUCAUAGCCCUCACAGUGUACCGACUUCUACUCAGGCAUUCCGACACCUCCACAUCACGCGCGAACGAGACAAGAAAGGCAUUCCCUGUGAUCAUCUCACCAAUUGGGGACCUAUGACCAAAGCCGUCACGCCAGAUGAUUUGACACGGUCGCGCUUGAUCCCGCUUGGGGAUAUUCCACUUGCGGGAAGGCAGAGGUUAGAGGAGAUUGCGAGUGCCACCCCAAUUCGCGUGCCUGAUGGCGCAUGGAAUAAUCAGGAUUGGGUCCUGACUGUCCUCGAAACUGCCCUGGACGAGGGAGUGCUACCGGCAGAUUUCGAUCUUGAAGAGAUCAAGGUCUGCGCGCUGUCGUUUUAGCCGACUAUCCUUAACCUUUUUAUCCCGACCCUCAUUUGCCUACGACCGUCAUCUCAUGGACAUGAUUCCGUAUCACUUUACCCUCGUUUGUUUAUACCGGACAGUUUCUCUUUUUGUCCUCACACACAUUCCUUUUGUCGCAUUGCUCUCGGAAUUUUUUUGCUUUUCCUGCCUCACUGCUCCCACGACGUUCCUUACCGCCUCUCAUUACUAUCCUCUCUCUCCAAAAUCCUUAAAUUGCCCACUCGACAUUGGUUCUCCCAUCCAUUCCUGUAGAUCACCACCUCGUUGUAGCCAUUGUCAAUACGGACCACCUUACUUAUCCUUAUCUUAUGUAUAGCUCACUUCUGUGAGUCCUCCCCACAUCUCCCGCCCAAUUCUCACCACAAUGUCCGCGUCCAUGGUCAGAAAUGCGCGUAUGACGUAUUGC